AUGCAGGGCGCAUGCUACACAGAACCCGCUUCCCAGAACUUAUCCAAGGUAUCCGUCUACGCUCAGGCCGCCCAGCGCGACCGUCUGUCGGCCUUUGGGGUCCUCCUGGCUGGUGCGCCUGUCAGCAACAUGACCUAUCUCACUCCCAGAUGGGACUCACUGAACAUGACCACCAUCAGCAACCUUAACUUCAGCAAGACGCAGGCGAAUGGUACCAGGAUCUGUCUUGAGCUGUUCAAGCCUACCACCAUCAACGAGUUUUGCGAACGAGAGGGCGCGUCAGGAUCGUUCUGCUGGGUUGCCCUGUUUAAUGACAACAACUGUGUACCGCCUAACUCAACUGUGGUGAUCUCUAAGCGCCUGUGCUGCCCAAGAUUUCAGUCUUUCCUGUCCCCGUGA
Messenger RNA from Volvox carteri f. nagariensis, 399 nucleotides. It is a transcript of the gene sex3, whose product is annotated as sex-inducer, sex-inducing pheromone. Lineage: Eukaryota; Viridiplantae; Chlorophyta; Chlorophyceae; Chlamydomonadales; Volvocaceae. The record is from RefSeq and is a predicted model, not a curated record. Bases 1 to 399 code for a protein of 132 amino acids. The transcript is spliced from 2 exons.